This is a messenger RNA of Acanthopagrus latus (yellowfin seabream), 3023 nucleotides long. RefSeq names its product interferon-induced protein with tetratricopeptide repeats 2-like. NCBI's taxonomy places the organism in Eukaryota, Metazoa, Chordata, Actinopteri, Spariformes, Sparidae. Gene Ontology annotation, biological process: defense response to virus. The transcript is spliced from 2 exons. The record is from RefSeq and is a predicted model, not a curated record. Gene Ontology annotation, molecular function: protein binding. Gene Ontology annotation, cellular component: cytosol. The coding region runs from base 661 to 1983 and encodes 440 amino acids.
AUGUAGCACACUAAUUUUAAUUUCUUAGAUAAGAUAAUGACUUAAUGUCAUGUGACCCAGUGGCUCCAAACCAGACAAAAGACACAUCUCUUUUUUAUUACAUUUUACUGCUUCUUCUAUUUUAUAUGAAUAUUUAUGAUUAUUAUUCAGCAGUUUUGACUUUAAGAUGACAGACAUACUGUGAAUCUUCCAGUAUUCAGUGGUAUGAGUCAUGUUUCUGUGCAGUCAGGAGGAAUCUGGCAGAUCUGUGGCUGCAGGUCUUCAGUUUUCAUUCCGAGGAAACGAAACUCAGGGCGGACUUCCUCGCCGCCUUGUUCGCGCGAACCAGUUCGCACAGCUCAAAAUUCAGAAUUUCUUUCUCUUAUUUUCUCCUCUCUUAUUGAUUUUCUCUGAAUGUUCAUGAUGAGAGCUGCUCGUAUCUCUGAAUGUUCAUGAUGAGAGCUCCUACAGCUGUUUGAAACUUCGCCGCACGUCCGAGGCGAAUUCGCGUCAGUUCGCGGUCCUCGCACUCUUAGAAACGGCCCCGCCUGUUAAAUUCGCCUGUGGUUGUUCGACAGUAGCUCGUCACUUACAGUAAAGAGGAAGUUGGACAUCACUCAGAUCGUGUCAGCGAACCCCAAAGCAACAUUCAGAGAGCUUCUGUGUGGAGGAAACAGCUGAAUGAUGAGUCAAACAUCACUGGAGUCCAAACUGGAGGCCCUGCAGUGCCACUUCACCUGGGAUCUGGACCCCAGCAGGUCCAGACUCUUCUUUGUCAGGUACCAGCUGGAGGACAUCGGCACCGAGGAGGGAAACAGCUGGCUGGGUCACGUUUACAACCUGCGGGGGUACGUUCAAUACAAGCUGGGGUUCAGCAAAGAUGCCCAGAGUUUGUUCAACAAGGCUGCAGAGGCCUUCUGCCAGACAAGAAGAGCAGACGCAGACGAGGGUCCCUGGUUAGUGGUGAACUACGGGAACCUGGCUUGGCUGCACCACCACCUGGGAGAACAAGCAGAGAGUCAGGCUUACCUGUCAAAGGUCGACGCCCUGAUGAAUAAAUACCCAUCUCCAUCCCAGGACGAGCUCCAUCCAGAGAUCUACGCUGAGAAAGCCUGGACCCUGAUGAUGUUCAGCACAGACAAGAAGCAGCUGGCUGCAGAUUACUUCCAGAGAGCCAUCAGGAUGCAGCCGGACAUGGUGGAGUGGAAAACCAGCCACAUCUUAGUGUUAGCGAAAGCUGCUGGGAAAACCAACACAGGACUGGAUGCUGACAUGUUGGAGAAAAUGAGAAUCGCAAAGGAAGAAGAUCCAGAGAACUUGUACCUCGCUGCUUACUACCUUCAGCAGAACGCUAAAAUGAUGCAGAGAGAAAAAGUUAAAGAUGAAGCUGGAGAGUUAGCUGAAAAGAUUCUGAGGAAUCCAGUCAGCAGCUACAGCGGUUUGAGAAUACUGCUGUUGGUUUACAUUCGCCACGUAUCUUUUGAUGAGGCCAUUCGGGUGGCAGAGGAGGCUCUGAAACAUCAUCCAGAUGUGCGUUAUCUGAAGAGAUGUGUUGCACGCUGCUACAGAUCAAAGAUUUUUUUCGGAGAGGACGGUCGCCGAGACCAAAGCAUGAUAGACAGAGCGAUCAGCCUCCAUGAGGAGGUGGUUUCUCUUUACCCUCAGUCUUGUCUUUUGAGGAAAAUAGACCUCGCAAACUUAUACGCAAAGUCAAAUCACGGCCAGGCUGAAGCUGAGCAGAUUUACCAGGAGCUGUUAGAGAGCGAUCUGGAUCCUGCAGACAAACAGCUGGUUUACAACAGGUUCGCAAACUAUCUGUUCUUUGAUCAACACGAUCGUCACGGGUCAAUAAAAUAUCACAUGAGAGCAGCAGAGAUACCGAUACAAUCCUUCUUUCGUCAGAACAGCAUCACAAAUCUGGAGAAGUUUAGAGACAGAAACUGGCGCCAGGUGAGUAGAGAAGUAGAGGAGUUUCUGAAACACCUGCCAGAGCCAGAAGUUUAGGUGAUGCAUCACCUAAAGAAAUCUGUAAUUAUGAUGAAAUAGAAAAUUUGGAAAACUUGAGCAAAAUAAAUCUAAAAUAGAAGUGAGAAACUGAUCACAGCGUGAUAGAAUUCAAGGUUUGACUUCUGUCAAUGUGAAUAAUUGCAGCAGAUUUUGUUCAACAAGUUUUUAUCCAAAUAUUAAGUAAAGACGUGUAAUUUCAAUUUUACUUCCUGAUGUCCUGAUAAAUAGUUGUAGAAACAAUAAGGUAUGUAGCUCCCUGCUGAUUUGUUGUAGAUGUAUUUCAGUUGGUUCAGUGUUUCGAUGUGGGCCUAUAAAUGUGGUGCUGCUGUUAAUAUUUGUGUGGUUAAUGUGGUGAAUGAUUACAAACGGACCGGGCGUCAGGACGGGAAAAGGUUAUGAGGACACUGCUGGAUCACUUUGCUGUGGUUCAGGUGUGAGUAUCCUGACCUGCAGGUUCAACCUGGUUUCUACAAACACUACAUCAACCCAGGGUGUUAAUAUCUGACUGUUUGACUGAAUGACUGAUCUAUUGUUAAAUCCUUGUUUUUCAUGCUGAUGUUUAUAUUGAAUAAGAUCUUUAGUUACAGUUAAAGUUAACUGCAUGGGAAAAUUAAUGCUCAGUAACACUAUAGUUGCAAUUAAUAAACGAACCUCCUCUCUGCAGUUCAGCCAGAGUCAUUUUCAAUGUGUGUUAAUUAUUGUAAAACAUCACAAAUUAUACGUUUUAGCAGUUCUCACCGGUCUGAUACAUAAACAGGGUAUUUAUGAAACUCAUGAAACAGAGUUGAUUGAGAGGCUACAUGUGACAUAACAUUGGACUGUGUUUAAGCAUCAUGAUAUUUCAGUAUGAAACUUGCUUUGCUGUAAUCUUGCGUAUUGAUGAAUGAAACUCUCUCAUUGAUCAUGUUAAGAUGUGUCUUAUAACCUGAAUAUUAUCACCAGAUGCAGCUGAUUGUAUUCAUAGAAAGUUUGUUAAUCUGUGCGACUGCAAAAAAUAUGAACGCUAAAAAAUAAACAUUAUGUACACUAAGAAAUCU